UUGAGCUUAUUAUUGGUGAUGUUGAUAAUGAACUUAGAGAUAUUUUCUGGCAAUCAGAUAAACAAGUGCAGCUAAUGUUAAGAUUUAAUGAUGUUUUUGAUAAUAAUACAAGAAGCAGAUUAGUUGCUCAAGCAUUAUUGCCAAAUAAAUCCAUAAACUCUUUUAAUUGGCUUUUUACAUGCCUUAAAAAAGAAAAUCCUACUUAUAAAUCUGGCAUUAUUUUUUCUAAUUCAGAUUAUGCAAUAGCUAUAGCGAUUUCUACAAUAUUUCUAUUAGCUUAUCACUAUCUUUGUAUAUUUCACAUUGGUAAUAAUAUUAAAAAAAAGGCCCGAUUAAAGCUUGAAGAACAUUGUGCUAGUGAACCAAAUUUUACAAAUACUUGUAUUAAAAAUAAUUAUAAUUCUCAACAAAUUCAUCUUAAUUCACUUUUACAUAAUAUAUUAUAUAAUAGUAUUAAAGAAGCUUGGCGUAUUGUUAGACUUACAGAAUCAAGUAUAGCUAUUUUUCAUAUUUCUUUUAUAAUGCAACACUGGUAUAAAGAUAUUUAUCUUAAUGAACUAGAAGAAAGCUUUGAUCAUAUUUCAGCAAUUCGACCACAUUAUAAUAAAUCUUCAUCUGCAAUUAUAUUUGCACCUAUUUUAUCAAAUCAAACUAUUUUAUCAAAUCAAACUAUUUUAUCAAAUCAAUUUAUUUUAUCAAAUCAAUUUGAAAAACUUACUUUUAUACAUAAAGCUUCAGAAUUUAAAAAGCCAAAUAAAAAGUUUCUUCAAGAUAGGAUAUGUUAUGGUAAAAGUUAUAGAUUAUUACAAUCAGUUUUAACUUUAGCAAUAGAAACUGAAACAAAUAAAGAAGUAAAUAAUUGGUACUAUCAGUUUAUUCAACAAAAAAGAAAAAUUUCGAAAGUCUCAUUAACUACUUCUAAAUCAAAUAUUAAUGAAUCGCUAGAUUAA
This is a messenger RNA of Dentiscutata erythropus, 950 nucleotides long. The record is from the annotation of a GenBank genome assembly. NCBI's taxonomy places the organism in Eukaryota, Fungi, Glomeromycota, Glomeromycetes, Diversisporales, Gigasporaceae.